Molecule: messenger RNA, 1539 nt
Organism: Eublepharis macularius
Lineage: Eukaryota; Metazoa; Chordata; Lepidosauria; Squamata; Eublepharidae
Gene: TM2D2
Product: TM2 domain containing 2
Exons: 5
Coding region: 64-735 (223 amino acids)
Source: RefSeq, a predicted model, not a curated record
UUGAGGGGAAGCGCCUGGCGGGGCCUAGCAGAGCCUGAGCCGGGGAGGGGGUCGGCAGCAGCCAUGGCGGGCCGAGGGCCGGUUUGCUACGCACUGCUGUGCGGCCAGGCGGCGCUGCUCUUGGGCAACCUGCUUUUGCUUCAGGGAGUCUCUCGAAGCCACCAGCACAACGCCACGGACGGACCCGCGCGCGGCCAGGGGCAGCCCGCGGACUCGUCCGCGGUAGCUGCCGCCGCCUCUUCCUCGCCGCCGCCCUUUUCCUCCAACGUCUGGGACUACGAGGGCCCCUACGCCCCCCUCGUCCUCUGCAACCACCUACCUGAGGAGUUCAUUGAAUGUGAGGAUCCCAUUGAUCACGGUGGAAACACAAGUGCACGAGAUGAAUUGGGCCAUGGGUGUCUUAAGUUUGGCGGCCAAACAUAUAGUGAUGUAAGCCACACUCAGGUCCACUGCAAGGCACUAGAUGGCAUCGAAUGUGCAGAGCCACGGACUUUUCUGCGAGGGAAUAAGCCGUGCAUAAAAUACACCGGACACUACUUUAUAACCACUCUCCUCUACUCCUUUUUCUUGGGUUGCUUUGGAGUGGAUCGUUUUUGCCUGGGGCACACAGGCACAGCAGUGGGGAAACUUCUCACUCUUGGAGGACUGGGGAUUUGGUGGUUUGUGGACUUAAUCCUUCUUAUUACUGGUGGACUGAUGCCCAGUGACGGAAGCAAUUGGUGUACUAUUUACUGAAAAGGCCAAAAACUUGCAGCUCCAGACCUCAGCUGAAAAAAGAAAAUAAUGGGGAAGUCUUAACUUGACAUUACUGGAGACUUGAUGCUUGAAUUCUGUUCUGUUGCAACAAAGACAGACUAUAUUGGCGUACUUCUUUUACACUGGAAUGGUUGUCAUAGAUCCUCAUGGAAAAAAUACUGAAUCUGCUGUACAUACCUCAGUGUUUGAAUGGAAGCAGUACUUUUUCUUGGCCAUAAUGGAUUGGGAAGAUUUCUGCCUUGUAGAAUAAACCUACUUUAAUGGACUUGCCACUGUAGUCAAGGCAACCUUUGGGAGCUGAUGCAUCUUCCUCUGAUGUUCCACAUCUGCCCCCCCCCAUUAAAAUAGAAGUUGGACUAUCUCCUUAAGGAGUAGGGUUUGCGCAUAGAGGCUUCAUCUCUUUGCUGGCUAUACAGUUGAAUGGAAAUGUAGCUUUUUGGUCUUGCUUAGAUGGAAGGAACUUUAAAAAAAAUAGCUUCUUGCACUUUCCUGUGGAACAGCUUAUGCAUAAUUCCCUGCCCCCAUCCCUUUUUUUAGUAGGUUGUAAUUUAAGAUUUGACACAUUCCUUUGCUGCAAAGGGCAACUUUUAAUCAAUUUCAUCUGGAGUCACUGUCAAGAUGAUGUCUUCGUUUCCUCGCCGCACCACAAUGGCCAGUGUGUUAGUGUUCUGCACAGCAUCUGUUACAUCUCGAGUUGAGGUGACAGUUUUUCCAUUAAUUGCUAUGAUGACAUCACCGUCCCUGAGGCCAGCACUGCAAUUAAAAUGAGAGAUUUUAAAAUCA